Lichtheimia ornata is the source of this 1821-nucleotide messenger RNA. RefSeq lists its product as uncharacterized. Gene Ontology annotation, molecular function: ribosome binding. Gene Ontology annotation, biological process: intracellular monoatomic cation homeostasis. The transcript is spliced from 8 exons. Lineage: Eukaryota; Fungi; Mucoromycota; Mucoromycetes; Mucorales; Lichtheimiaceae. Bases 1 to 1821 code for a protein of 606 amino acids. The record is from RefSeq and is a predicted model, not a curated record. Gene Ontology annotation, cellular component: mitochondrial inner membrane.
AUGUACCCGGGUAUUCAAGUCAGCUUACGUUUUCGAACCGUUUGCACGCGUCUCCCUGUUCAUGGCGCCAAACCUCGCAUGACAUUGGUGCCCGAAAGUGUCCUUGUUCGACCAUGCGCGACUCGCAAACCCAUCAUGGUGCAACGAUCGUUCCAUGCCGCUCGUCGUUCCAACAAUGCUCGAAUGUUGCGUAGUGCAGAAUCGAAAGCAACCACGUCCAGUGCUAAUGCUGCUGCCGAAAGCGAAUCUUCAAGCAUGACUUCACGAGCUGCUCAAUUGGCCAAAGAACAAGCUGGUACUACUGCAAAGGCAUCCACAACCGCUUCUACCAUGAGUGCAGCAGCAUCAGCAUCAGCAGCACCUGCCACAACCAAGCCCAAAAAGUCACUAUGGCAAAAGGUCAAGGAUGAAGCAACACAUUAUUGGCAUGGUACCAAGUUAUUGGGACUCGAAGUACGCAUUUCAUCCAAGCUUACUUGGAAACUAUUGAACGGUGGUCAUUUGACUCGAAGAGAAGCGCGUCAGCUUCGUCGUACUACAUCUGAUAUUAUGCGAUUGGUGCCCUUUGCAGUCUUUGUAUUGGUGCCAUUCAUGGAAUUGUUGUUGCCCGUUGCAUUGAAGUUAUUCCCAAACAUGUUGCCAAGUACAUAUGAAAGCAAAUCCACAGAGGAGGAGAAAAAGCGCAAGCUACUCAAAGUCAGACUGGAGAUGGCCCGAUUCUUGCAAGAAACUAUUGCCGAGUCUGGAUUCCCUGGUUCUGAUAAUUCACAUGCAGCCAAGGAUUUCUCUGACUUUUUCCGCAAGAUCCGCAUGACCGGUGAACAAGCAUCUACAGAAGAUUUAUUAAAGGUGGCUCGACGUUUUGAAGAUGAAUUGACUUUGGACAACUUGUCACGACCUCAACUCGUUUCCAUUUGCAAGUACAUGAAUAUCAAUGCCUUUGGUACAGACAACUUUUUACGUUUCCAAAUCCGUAAUCGUAUGCGACAAAUCAAGGCGGAUGACAAGGUUAUUCAAACCGAGGGUAUUUCCUCCUUGACUUUGCAAGAAUUGCAACAUGCAUGUGCUGCUCGUGGUAUUAGAACUACCGGAUCCUCUCCAGGCCGUCUUAGAGAUGAACUUGCUCAAUGGAUUGACCUCAACUUGAACCACCGCGUUCCUACCACCUUGAUGAUUCUAUCACGUGCUUUCACAUUCACAGACCGUGCCCUCACCACUGAAGAUGCCUUGCGUGCCACCUUUAACAGUUUGCCUGAUAAUUUGGUCAAUGAAACUGAAUUACAAGUGCUUGAAUUGGUGGGCCAGAGUACCUAUAAGCAAAAGUUGGAUGUCUUGGAGCAACAACAAGAAUUGAUUGAGGAUGAAUCUGAACAAGAAGAAAAGGAGGCCAAGGCAAGACGUGAGGCAGAAGAAGCUGCACGUGAAGCUGAGGAAGCACAAGCCAAGCAACAAGAAAUGGAGCAAAAAGAAGCUGAAAAACGUGAUCAAUUUGUUCCUGAUGCCAAGGCCGAAGAAGCUCCUGCCAAGAAGUUGGAUGAAAAGCUUUCUACUGCAGAGCAACAAGAAUUGCAAGAUGCAUUGGCCAAGUUGCGUACCAAGGUGGAUGUUCUUGAAGAACGAGCACAACUUAAUGAGAUCAAGUUCAAUUAUGAGGAUUACAAGGACUUGAUUGAACAACUCAAGGAAGCUACCCAUCGUGAUGCUGACAAGGCCAGCCGACGACUUGGAAAGAAACUUGAAAAGAUGCUAAGCGAGAUUGAUCGUGAGCUGGAUACAUUAGAGAAGGAAGAGAAAAUUGAUAAAAAGAGUGAACAGGAAUAG